GCUAUACCACAUUAGAAGCUUUGUCCUCGUACAGAUAACUGUAUAUGGCGAUUUUCCUAGGUUUGGUCAAUCUACUUGGCGCAGGGUCUACCUGGGCAACAUCCCCUUCCAUUUCGAUCAAUGUUUCCACGAGUGAGCGCUCGUAACAUGAUAUCCGUAAUGGAUUCUAUAUAAAUACAAGCCUUGAUCGCUCUUCUUUUCCUUCAUUCAAACAUUCCACGCACAUCUCAGUUCCUUAAUCUUCACUUCUAUCAUCAUGAAGUUCACCCAGUCCUUGGUUUCCUUAGUCUUGGCAACAGUUGCUGUUGCCAACCCUACUCCUACUCUUGAGGAGCGGGCUGCUGUAACAAAAUGUGGCCAAUGGGAUACUGUCGCAACUGGAUCUUAUACUGUCUUCCAAAAUCUUUGGAAUAUAACCGGCUUUACCGGUUCUCAAUGCACAACUGUUACUUCAGACACAAGCAAUUCUCUUGUCUGGUCUACCAGUUGGUCAUGGGCAGGAGGAUCUUCCCAAGUCAAGUCUUACGCCAAUGCAGGGCUCAACAUGGCAGCUAAGCAGGUUUCUGCUAUCUCGACCAUCCCAUCUACUUGGAAAUGGAGCUAUACUGGCUCCAACGUCGUUGCUGACGUUUCCUACGAUUUGUUCUCCUCAUCUACUGCGACUGGCAGUGCGAACUAUGAGAUCAUGAUCUGGCUUAGUGCCAUUGGUGGUGCAGGACCAAUUUCAGAAACUGGAUCAACACCCAUUGCAACCCCAACAAUCGCUGGAGUGUCAUGGAAACUCUUCUCUGGACUCAACGGAGCCACCAGAGUCUAUUCCUUCGUCGCUUCCAGCACAGUCAAUAGCUUCUCUGGUGACUUGAAGACAUUCCUUACAUACUUGACUGCCAACCAGAAAUACCCAUCCAGCCAAUAUCUACUGUCGAUUCAAGCUGGUACCGAGCCAUUCACUGGAUCCAAUGCCGUCUUCAAGACGACUGCCUACUCCGUCUCGCUCAAUUAAAUCCUUGAAUAAGGAUUUAAAAGAUGCGAAUCUAUCUAAAGAGUGAUAUUGUCUUUGAAGGAAUUGCAUCUGAAUGGAUGCGAAGGAACUUUGUACAUAUUUUCUCCUACAACGAACAUUUUCAAAACUUAUGAACCCUGUACAAGUAAAAAGAUGUUAUGCACUGGGUUCAUUAUAGCAUAACUUGAAGUUUUUUUCUUUCACGUUCCAACAAUUGAAACUUUCUAAAAUGCUCAACAAGGCAAUAGAACAAAAAUAAUGAUAAGAUAUGUCGCUCACAGUCGGUCUAUGAGGUGGUGAAUUUGUGAGGAACAGUAUAAUAACAUGGAAUCUUUGAAGCAUGUACUUUUGAACAUUGAAGUUGGAUUUGAACGUUGGCCAGAUUUCAACCCCGUAGUUUAGGUUAGACAAUAGAUUAGAAAGCAUUACUUGAGUUCA
Botrytis cinerea B05.10 is the source of this 1441-nucleotide messenger RNA. RefSeq lists its product as hypothetical. NCBI's taxonomy places the organism in Eukaryota, Fungi, Ascomycota, Leotiomycetes, Helotiales, Sclerotiniaceae. The transcript is spliced from 4 exons. Gene Ontology annotation, molecular function: cellulase activity. Gene Ontology annotation, biological process: polysaccharide catabolic process. The record is from RefSeq and is a predicted model, not a curated record. The coding region runs from base 257 to 1003 and encodes 248 amino acids.